ACCGUGUGGAUCGUACCAAUAGCAACGCGGAGAGCGAUUGCAUGCGCAAAAGAAGGACGGUUGAAGUCGCGCGACCGACUCGUCUCUCUCGCAUAUCGCAAUAGUCGCGACCGUCGCGACAGCCGCGAUAUUCCCCGAUACUCUCCGAUCUCUCCGAUAGCCGAUAUUUUGACGCAUUUCGACCAUUUCGACCAUUUCGACGUGGCAACGAGGCCAGCGAGCCGUGGCCGAUGAGGUCCGACCUCGACGGUUCGUCUCCGGCCGGCUGUCAAUGAACGGCGAUCGGCAUGAGCCUUGACAAGGCUUGUGACGAUUUUCCUGUUGGGAACGCCUUCAAACACCUUCGCCGACGUGGCCGUCGUUGUCAACGAAUUGCGAUAAUCCACUCUGGUUUCUCUACGACUUAUCAUGCCAGAGGGCAAUGCAGGGAAAAAGGGUGUAAAUAAAUAAGUUGUACAAUUGUUACAAACAGGAUGGCCUCCUCGGUCGUUGGAGGCGGCCAAGAAAAUGUCUCCAGGUUCCUUGAGUCAUUGCAAGCCGAUCUUAAAACUCUCGCCUCGGAUUCAAAGAAGAAAUACCCUCAGAUUAAAGAGUCUUGCGAAGAGGCAAUCGCAAAGCUGAGAACUGCUUCGGGGAAUCCUGGAACUCCGAUUUACUACAUUGUAAAUCAAAUACUUUAUCCCUUGGUUCAGGGCUGUGAAAGCAAGGAUGUGAAAAUAAUAAAAUCUUGUCUCAAUAUAAUGCAGAAAUUGAUAACGCAACAAGCCGUGGAUCAAAAAGGUGCUCGAUAUAUUACGGACACUUUAUGGACGUUGAUGGAAGCUGGAAUAGAAGAAGUAAAAAUUUUACAAAGCGUAACUUUAUUGCUUACGAGCAACGCAGUCGUUCACGGCGAUACUCUUGCAAGGAAUUUGGUUCUUUGCUUCCGCCUUCAUUUUACAAAAGACUCGACUACGAUUAAUACGGCGGGUGCUACGGUUAGACAGUUAGUAUCUUUGGUGUUUGAACGAGUAGUUGUAGAAGACGAGGAACACCCAGACCGCAUAGGUUCUGAAGAAGUUAACUUGGAAGAAUUGAAAACUCCUACAAAUCAAGCACCAAAGCAUCUACGACCCUGUGCAGCUGAUGCAUAUUUGAUGUUUCAGGAUUUGGUACAAUUAGUGAACGCGGAUCAGCCGUAUUGGUUGAUAGGAAUUACAGAGAUGACUCGAACUUUUGGUCUCGAACUUCUGGAAUCCGUCUUGACAAACUUCCCCUCGGUUUUUGAGCAUCCAGAGUUCAGCUUCUUGCUGAAAGAACGUGUGUGUGCUCUAGUGAUUAAGUUAUUCUCUCCAAAUAUUAAAUAUCGCAAUUCUGUGCCUGCAUCGUUACAACAGGCAACGCCUUUAGACAAGCCUUACUUUCCUAUUAGUAUGAGACUCCUGAGAGUGGUCUCCGUUUUGGUGCAAAAAUACCAUUCUCUUUUGGUAACGGAGUGUGAAAUAUUCUUGUCCCUUAUCGUCAAGUUCCUCGAUCCUGACAAGCCAACCUGGCAGCGGGCUUUGGCAUUAGAAGUCCUUCAUAAAAUGACCGUACAGGCUGAUUUGCUUACAAGUUUCUGCGAGUGUUACGAUUUGAAGCCACACGCCACGAAUAUAUUUCAAGACAUUGUGAACAGCCUUGGUGCCUACGUCCAUAGUUUAUUCGUUAAUCCGCAGAUAAUGGGGCAGAGUGCAACAGGUGCUGGAGUUCCAAUCACCCAAGGAUCCGCGCCCACGCUGUUAGCAGGAAUGCCUAUUGGCCCUGGAGUCUCACCGCAGCCAGGUUUCUACUCGCGAGGAGUUUGGCUACCCGUAGUUGCUACUUUUCCUAGUGGUCAAGCUAAAUCGACGUAUCUGGAAAUGCUGGAUAAAAUUGAGCCACCGCAAAUCCCCGAUGGCUAUGGAAUUAGCAUCGCAUACGCUUGUUUAUUGGACAUUAUCCGAUCAAUCGCUUCCGCGACCGACGGUCCUAGGGAAAAGGAUUUGGAAGGUGGUAAAAGGCCCACCGAAGCCGAGCGAAAACUUCACGUGCAACUAAUUAAUUCAAGUUGGUGCGGCUUAUUGGCCGCCUUGAGUCCUCUGGUAGAUGCCAGCACCGACGAGUCCGCGACAGAGAACGUGCUGAAAGAGAUCCAGACUUUUGCUUCGCUCUGUGGGUCACUCGACUUGCACACACCCCGAGAUGCAUUCAUUACCGCAAUUUGCAAAGCUUCGCUGCCCCCUCAUUACGCAUUGACGGUAUUGUACAGUGCUCCACAAGGUAUACCGAGUGCCCGACCUCAAGAAUCCACUCAGUAUAAUCCGGCUGCUAUAGGAGAGCCAGACUACAGGCAACAGGUAGUUGCCGUUGGUACGCCGCUACCCACGGCAUCAUUGCCCAUUGGUGCCCAACAGGGACCAGUCAUGCUGACGGCAAAGAAUCUUCAGUGCAUGCGAGCGCUAUUGGUCCUGGCGCACUGUCAUGGAAGUAUUUUAGGUAGCGCUUGGCAUCUGGUGCUAACCACCUUGCAACAUCUAGUUUGGAUUCUUGGUUUGAAGCCUUCCACUGGUGGCUCCCUAAAAGCUGGAAGAACUACGGCCGACUCGAAUGCGGUCCUAACCACUGCAGUCAUGGCGGACCUGCCCGUGCUCAGUGCGAUGCUCAGCAGACUCUUCGAGAGUAGCCGACAUCUCGACGACGUCGCGUUGCAUCAUCUCAUCGAUGCCCUUUGCAAACUGAGCCACGAGGCUAUGGAGCUUGCGUAUUCCAACAGAGAGCCUUCGUUAUUCGCUGUGGCGAAACUCUUGGAAACCGGAUUAGUUAAUCUGGAGAGAGUCGAGGUACUAUGGAGACCGUUGACCAAUCACUUAUUGGAGGUUUGUCAGCAUCCUCACAUCAGGAUGCGGGAAUGGGGAGUCGAAGCGAUUACGUACCUUGUCAAAGCUGCGCUACAACAUAAAUAUCCCCAACCUCUCCGUGACAAUCAGAAAUUACAAACUUUGUUGCUUGGACCGUUAUCGGAGCUGUCAUCCGUUCGCCACGGUGACGUGAGGAAAAGUCAAUUGGAAUGCGUCCUUCAGGUACUAAACGGAGCCGGAGACACCUUGUCUCAUGGAUGGCCUUUGGUUCUCGGUAUCAUUGGUGCAGUUUCGGAUCACCACGGAGAGGCCCUGGUCCGCAUAGCUUUUCAGUGCCUCCAGCUGGUGGUAACUGACUUUCUACCGGCAAUGCCUUGGCGAUGUCUUCCACUGUGCGUGGAUACCGUAGCGAAAUUUGGAUCCCAAACUCAAGAAUUGAAUAUCUCGUUGACUGCGGUACAGUUGAUGUGGAACAUCAGUGACUAUUUUCACAAUAAUCAAGAGAAAUUGUCCGUUUCCCUGCGAGGGGACUAUGCGUCGGUAUUGCCCGAUUUUCCUGGCACCACUGUCAUGCCACCCUUCGAUAAGUUGUGGAUGUGUCUAUAUGCCAGAUUGGGCGACCUUUGCGUCGACUCUCGACCGGCGGUUCGCAAGUCGGCGAGUCAAACUCUCUUUUCGACUAUCACGGCUCACGGAGGCCUUCUCCAUCAACCGACUUGGCAGGCCGUACUCUGGCAGGUGCUCUUCCCAUUGCUAGACAAGGUCAGGAGCCUCUCCAACUCCGCGAGCAACGAGAAGGUCGACACCAGCGGUAAUAUUCUCAUCCACCACAGUAGGAACACCGCGCAGAAACAGUGGGCAGAGACGCAGGUACUAACCUUGAACGGAGUAGCCAGAGUUUUCAAUACGAAACGACAACUCUUGCAAAUGUUAGGAGAUUUUCCAAGAGCGUGGUCCCUUCUUCUGGAGUUCAUCGAGAAUUCCGCUCUUAGCAAGAAUAACGAGGUGUCUUUCGCAGCAUUGAAGUCUUUCCAAGAGAUCUUGUAUCUUCAAAGAGGCUGCGAUAAUGGCGAUGUGGUGAAUUCCGGAGAUUCGGAGGCACUUUGGACCGUUGCUUGGCGGGUUUGGCUGAACAUCGGUAUGGAGAGUACCGCUCCGCCACAAGAAAGCGAAACCGAGCCUUAUGUGCCGUCGCAAGCAUUCCUGAGUGCACUAGUUUAUAUAUUUCCAGCUGUCUUUCAACACAUACAGAAUAAAUUUACUGCCAGCGACCUCCAGAAAUUGUGCAUCGUAUUGAAGAAUGCUGUAGCAGUUCCGGUGCACGGUGAAUCGACACCUUAUAUCUUGUCUACCGUGUCGGAAGCAGUUCUUACUCAACUGCAAGAAGGAGUUCUUCAUUCGAUGGAACUUUUGCAAAAAGAAGCCUUGAACGGCUCGGAGAACCUGAGGACGAUGAUAUGUUCGAUCUUUCUGCAGCUAUUAAGUUUCUCCAAAUUGGCCUGUCAGGCGCCGAGUUACGGAAAGAUACCUACGAAAGACAUUUCUCAAGUCCGAGGCAUUUCUGCGGACUGGGUGACGAUGAACUACGUUCCUUUCGGAGAAAAGGCGCUUUCAAUGGUUGUAAGUUUGUAUCAGAAAACUGCUCAUGAAAUGGCCGUGAUCGAGGGCGAAAUCUUGAAGUACAUUGUGGAGGCCCUUCACGUUCCUUUGGCCAUGAAAUAUGCCUGUCCUUCUUCGGGUACGUGGAAAUUAGCCGUAACGAGUUUGUUAGCCAUUCUCCAUACCGGCCUUCCCUUGGCAAGGAAAUAUCCUGAGCAUUUUCAAAAUAUGUGGCUGGAAUUGGCCGAUACCCUGGAUGACUUCUUAUUUCCCAAGAGCUUGGUAACGGUAGAAAGAGGCCUCGAAGAAAUUCAAUCCGACGAAGCUGUCGACUGCCAGGUGAUGGAACUACUGAGAGACGAAGUUCUCCCGCACUCCCAACACAUACCUCAUCAAUUUAUCUUAAGAGUAGUCAUGCUUCUCAACAAGGGCUCCAUUCAUUCGGCAACCACAAAUAAUAUUGAAAAGCACGGGGAAACCAAACUAAGAGAAGAAUUUGCGAAGACGUGCUUUGAAACGCUCCUACAGUUUUCUUUGUUGGAUGGACUAAACGGUGACGCGGAAUCAAAUGCUGAGAAAAUUUCCGAAUUUGACGAAGGAGGUGUCGCCGGUCGUCUUGCAGUUACUGCCCUUUUGCAUAGGUUUCAGGAAGUCUUGCGACGUUACAUAGAAGACGAACGGCGGAGUGGAAAGUGUCCAUUGCCUAGGUACAGGUUGUCGGAGAUAUCGUUUGUGCUGAAAGCUGUAGCGACAUUGGUAGUCUCUCUAAAGAAGGCUCCUUCGAACAAGGGUGAUUAUUCUACGCUCACGUUGUCGAGAUGUACCACGUCACAACUUUUCUUUACACCGAUCCAAAUAUUAAGUACAAAACACACAUAUGUACACCUUUGGAUUUAUUUUCUAGUCGAACGAUCGGUAUGGGAGCAGCUAAUAGGAUUGUAUCCUUGCCUGGUCGAAUGCACGGUAGCAACAGCUUCCACGCAAGUGUCCCGUUCUCUCAGAGAAGCUUUGCUGCAAUUUCACGAUUUGUUGCGUCCGCCGUCAAACAAUUCACCGACGUCCAAUGGUGUUUGACCAAUGCAUUCCCUUAUCCUGAAGAGAAAUUCUAAUACGCGCUAUGCCACGAAAUAAUGGAAUGAUUUUCGUGUUCCUGGAAAUUGGACGCAUCUCUUAAGGCUAUUUUUUAAUGGGUUUUGGGAUUUUGCAUGAAUCGUGGAUGACGUUGCAAUAACGGAAACACGAAGGGGCAACGACGUCAUCGUAGCGAGCACGAAAUAGAACCAAAGGUUCACGUAGUCGAGGAAUUAUCGAGUAGUUCUACGCGUAAGGAGUAAUCGCUGUAAAUACUUACAGUUAACGUGCGAGUAUCGCGAGUAACGGGAGACGGAAGGUCGGGUGGCUUUUUUUAAUCAGUAUUGUACAUACUAAGCUACUUUAGCCUCCAAGCGGAUCUAAUUGUAAUUGUGUAAUUAGACGGUUUUAUAAAUUUUAAACUAUUGCCACACUGUACUCGUGAGAUUUCGUAAGAACUGCGAACGCGUACUGUAGCGAUGUAAAUAAAGUAAUCAAUUAUUCGA
This is a messenger RNA of Orussus abietinus, 6034 nucleotides long. It is a transcript of the gene mon2, whose product is annotated as protein MON2 homolog. The record is from RefSeq and is a predicted model, not a curated record. NCBI's taxonomy places the organism in Eukaryota, Metazoa, Arthropoda, Insecta, Hymenoptera, Orussidae. Bases 474 to 5531 code for a protein of 1685 amino acids. The transcript has 25 exons.